AUGUCGGCCCUCAGUGAGGCAUCCACGCCGGCCCAAGACGCGGCCACGGCCAUCGACACCCAGCAGCUCCAUCACCUCGCCCAGGACCACCACCAGCAACAGCAGCACCAUCCCCAACAGCAACAGCAGCAACCACAGGGCCCCUCCCAACAGCCGCAGCAGUCACAGUCUGUCAAUGGCACGUCCGUGAGCGGCGACAUCUCCCGAAAGCCGAAAGCACCCUCUGUCAGACGUGCAUGCACCGCUUGCCACACCGGCAAGACGCGUUGCAGCGAGGUCCUCCCAUGCCAGAGCUGCCUCAAACGCGGGAUUGGUGCGACGUGCACUUAUCCUGACCCUGAGCAAACGGAUCAGAGCCAUCCACCACAAACAGCCGUGCCCGCGACUUUCGGUGCCUCUGCGCUCGGCUACGUUCACGGCGCACCGACGUUGACGCAGCACCAAUACUACGAUUACAACGGCGCGUUCACCGGUGCUUCGUCGUCCACGUUCCGGCCCAGCAAGCGGCCGCGCAACCUGACGGAAGAGGAGGCCGCCGCCAUCACGCGCAACUUCAGUCGGGGAGACUUCUACGUCGGGACGAGUGCUCCUGUGCGCAUCGAUCCCCGGUUGCCCGUCAAGUUGACGUUGGGUGAAGGGGACCAUGUCCAUUUCAGUAUCACCGAGACACUGGGGUGA
Coniophora puteana RWD-64-598 SS2 is the source of this 678-nucleotide messenger RNA. RefSeq lists its product as uncharacterized. The transcript has 4 exons. Gene Ontology annotation, biological process: regulation of DNA-templated transcription. Lineage: Eukaryota; Fungi; Basidiomycota; Agaricomycetes; Boletales; Coniophoraceae. Gene Ontology annotation, molecular function: DNA-binding transcription factor activity, RNA polymerase II-specific; zinc ion binding. The coding region runs from base 1 to 678 and encodes 225 amino acids. The record is from RefSeq and is a predicted model, not a curated record.